AUGUGGAAAUCCAAAGUAGCUGAAGAACUUUUUGAGAAAAAUGUGAAGGCUUGGUUCUUGUACCUUAUUAAUAUUCAUUUUUUGGAAUUGACUGGUCUUAAGAGGGACUACACUGGUGAGCAUGUCACUGCUGCGAAUCUGUAUGCUGUGCUUCUUGGUGAUAAGAGUGCUGUGAAAGGUGGAAGUGGGAAGGUCAUCGAUAGUAAACCGAAUGACAGAAUAUUUCUCUAUUACUCUGAUCAUGGUGGUCCAGGGGUCCUCGGGAUGCCAAACAUGCCUUUUCUUUAUGCCAAAGAUUUUAUUGAGGCCUUGAAAAAGAAGCAUGCAGCAGGGACCUACAAAGAAAUGGUCCUCUACAUUGAAGCUUGUGAGAGCGGGAGUGUUUUUGAGGGUAUGAUGCCUGAAGACUUGAACAUUUAUGUGACAACAGCAUCAAAUGCCGACGAGAGCAGCUGGGGGACGUAUUGCCCAGGAAUGGAUCCUCCACCUCCACCAGAAUAUAUCACAUGUUUGGGAGACUUGUAUAGUGUUGCAUGGAUGGAGGAUAGUGAGUCUCACAACCUGAAGAAGGAAACAAUAAAACAACAGUACGAGAAGGUGAAGGAAAGAACUUCCAACUUCAACAACUAUAAUGCUGGAUCUCAUGUUAUGGAAUAUGGAAGCAAAGAAAUUAAGCCAGAGAAAGUAUAUCUGUACCAAGGAUUUGAUCCUGCCACUGCGAAUCUUCCUGCAAACAAGAUUGAUUUUGCGCACUUGGAGGUUGUCAACCAGAGGGAUGCUGAUCUUCUCUUCUUAUGGGAGAGAUACAAGAAGCUAGCAGACAAUUCAUUGGAGAAGGCCAAGCUUCGGAAAGAGAUAACGGACACAAUGCUGCAUAGACAACAUCUAGACGGGAGCGUAGAUGCAAUUGGAGUCUUUCUUUUCGGCCCAACAAAGGGUUCUUCUGUUCUCAACUCUGUUAGAAAACCUGGUUUACCUCUCGUUGAUGAUUGGGAUUGCCUAAAAUCGACGGUUCGCCUUUUCGAGCUACAUUGUGGCUCGCUAACACAAUACGGGAUGAAGCACAUGAGAGCAUUUGCAAACAUUUGCAACAAUGGAGUGUCUAGAGAUGCUAUGGAGGAAGCUUUUAUGGCUGCUUGCAAUGAGCAUAAGAUAGAGGAGUAUAUCGCUGCCAACCGGGGCUUCAGCGCUUGAUCACUCGGUCAUCUUGUUUUAGCAUAAAUACUGAACAAGAAUUGCUUAGCUACACAUCUGUAAAAACUAUGUUUGUAAGAUAAUAUUAGAAUGUUUAAUGCCUACUUUUGGUUUCCUAGAUCUUUCCUUUGUA
Nicotiana tabacum (common tobacco) is the source of this 1327-nucleotide messenger RNA. NCBI's taxonomy places the organism in Eukaryota, Viridiplantae, Streptophyta, Magnoliopsida, Solanales, Solanaceae. The record is from RefSeq and is a predicted model, not a curated record.